Ramularia collo-cygni is the source of this 1905-nucleotide messenger RNA. RefSeq lists its product as uncharacterized. The coding region runs from base 1 to 1905 and encodes 634 amino acids. The transcript is spliced from 3 exons. NCBI's taxonomy places the organism in Eukaryota, Fungi, Ascomycota, Dothideomycetes, Mycosphaerellales, Mycosphaerellaceae. The record is from RefSeq and is a predicted model, not a curated record.
AUGGCGCCGACCGCAGCCCGGUCAGAUGCCAAUGACAGAGAUACGAGUGCAUACGAUACGCAGGAGAGCCGACAGGACUCUCUGAGGCGGAUGGCUGAAGUCGAGAGACGGGCGGAGAUCACCCACGCCUACCACGCUACCUCCCCUCGCUCACCUGACACCGCUUCACCCAUCUAUCCCGAGCGUGCGAUUCGACCGCUGCCGAAAAGUCGCCUCAAGUCGAAGCUUUCACCAGGACAGGCAGAGACUCUCGUUUUCCCACCAGAACCACCGCCAGUCUCACCGACGCUCAACUUCAGCCUUUCCAUGCAAGCCCACGAACAGGAAGAGUCUCGACUGAUGACGAACGGAGAGCCGCGAUACCCAUACGACUACGAGAACGUCCAGCGUCGGCACCAUCAACAUCAGCCCCACAGCAGCCACUGCACGUGUGGCGAAGAUGGGGAGAGUGGAGAGGACGAGGUGGAGUUUGACCAUCCGGACUACCGCUAUUCAACACCUCCCACUGUAAAUGGCGUUGGUGGGAAGCCGGUGGAUUCAUUACAGCGGAGACUGGUGGAGGCAUCGCGAUCAUCAAGCAAGCCGCCGCCACCCGGAUCAACAGCGUCUUCUGCAGACGGCUACGAGAGCUUUGAGAAUACGAGCAACAAGAAGAAACGCAAGAUUCCACUUUCAGGGACGUCCAGCAUGCACCAGAGUCAACUAAGUGCGGAAAUGGCAAGCAUGGGCAUCAGCACUGGACAAGCAGAUGGAGGUGCAGAAGAUGCCCAUGGCGGCGCACAGCAGCAAUACAGCCAAAGUGGGAACGGGACGUCUCCUGGCUCUGGCACGGGAAUCAGUGGAGCAGGCCGCGGACGCUAUGGCAGACAGGACGGGAGGAAUCGACGGCCGCUCGGCAGUAGCACGAUGAAUGUGAUCAACGGAUACACUUCACGUGCGCCUGUGCGGGAGGUCAGGCACGGCGAAGAUGUUGGUGUUGAAAACACCGGUGGCAUCAUCUCUCAAGCCAUCAAAACUGCUGCGGAACAAGGCCCACUUACUCCUGCAGGCAAAGGCAGGGACAACGUAAGUUUGCUUCACUCCGCAACUGCGGCCAGCGCAACGCCCAAAACUCAAUUCACCUUCACUUGCGAAUCGGACUCUGCGACCAAGAUGGUGGACCAGCAAGCGGCAUACGCAGCCGGCACACCCACUCCGCAGCGAAGUCUUCCUCCGGGAGUAAAGGGAGCAGGAACCCAGACUACGCCCCCUCUUCGCGGAGGGCAGCACCCAAACAAUGCUAGAAAUCCACCUCCUCCACCGUCCAACCACGCUCCAGCUGGUCAACACCCCCAAGCGCCACCUCCUAAGCCGAAGCCCCGUCGAAAUCCUGCCAAGGAGUACGCUCUGCAAGCUGCCACUCGCAAGAAGAACCAGCAGUACCAGAAUUACCACCAUCGCCCGAAACCUGAUGAUAUGUGGGUAUGUGAGUUCUGUGAAUACGAGGAUAUCUACGGAGCUCCGCCGUAUGCUAUGAUCCGCAAAUACGAAAUAAAGGAUCGUCAGGAGCGUAAGAAGGCGGCUGAGAAGCGGAGGCUGCUGGAAAAGGCGAAAAUGAAGGGCCGUAAGAACAAAAAGGGAGCGGCAAAGAAGGGCAACAACACUGCUGCAGUCAAUAACAAUAACCACAACCCUAACAAUGCGGCGGUGGCCAACAACACACCCCGAGAUGAUCCGGCAUACGAUCCGAAUCUACCGCCGCCCGACCACGAGGAGUACUACGAUGACGACGAUGAUUACGCGGAUGAGUAUGAGCCUGUUCCGGGAGUUGACGACCCGUAUCCACAGGACUAUCACUAUCCGCCACCACCUGCUCCCGUUGGAACGCCAGUAGCGCCGGCUGGAGGAGGAGGCGGAAGAGGGUAG